AUGACAUUAACAGAGGAAGAACAAAAGAGAAGGGAAGAACAGGAACAGGAGGAACACAGACGGAAGGUGGAAGAACAAAAGAAGCAGGAAAAACAAAAUCAGGACGAUGAAGUUAGACGAAAGGAGGAAGAACAAAAGAGAAAGAAAAAACAGGAACAGGUGAUCAGACGGAAGGAGGAAAAACAUAAGAAGCGGGAAACACAGAAACAGGAGAUCAGACAGAAGGAGGAAGAACGUAAGCAGGAAAAACAGAAACAGGAGGAGGAAGUCAGACUUAAGGAAGCAGAACAAAAGAUAAAGGAAAAACAGGAACAUGAGGAGAUCAGACGGAAGGAGGAAAAACGUAAGAAGCAAGACAAACAGAAACAGGAGGAGGAAGUCAGACUAAAGGAGGCAGAACAAAAGAGAAAGGAAAAACAGAAACAGGAGGAGGAGGAAGAACAAAGGAGAAGGGAAAAACACAAACAGGAUGAGGAAAUAAGAAUGAAAGAGGAAGAACUAAGGAGACAGGAAGAGGAAGAAAUCAAGAGAUUAGCAGAAGAAACCAGGUCGAAGGAAGCAAAACUAAUGAGACUGCAGGAAGGAGAGAACCUGCAAAGUGAAUAA
Messenger RNA from Mytilus trossulus (common blue mussel), 606 nucleotides. RefSeq lists its product as uncharacterized. The transcript has a single exon. NCBI's taxonomy places the organism in Eukaryota, Metazoa, Mollusca, Bivalvia, Mytilida, Mytilidae. The coding region runs from base 1 to 606 and encodes 201 amino acids. The record is from RefSeq and is a predicted model, not a curated record.